This is a messenger RNA of Cicer arietinum (chickpea), 1184 nucleotides long. Its product is annotated as GRF1-interacting factor 1. The record is from RefSeq and is a predicted model, not a curated record. NCBI's taxonomy places the organism in Eukaryota, Viridiplantae, Streptophyta, Magnoliopsida, Fabales, Fabaceae.
GAUUAAAUAGAGAGUAAUGUAUGAAUGUAUGAAUGAAGUUUUAUAGCAGAGAAGAAAGAAAGAGAGUCCCCUCUCUACCGCCUCAAAGCAGUCUUGCUCGGUGAAGUAGUAGUUUAGUAGCAUAUCAUCAUCACUUCAGGACAGAGCAAAUCAGAGAGAUUUUUGUGUGUGUUUCCCGUUUCACUACUAUUGCAGGCUGCGCGUAGCAGAGUGCUGUUUUCUGUUCUGUUCUGUUCUCUUCUGUCUCUCUGGUUUUAUAAGAUAUACUACACCCAACUCAGUAGAACAACAGCAACUACCAUUUGAAAUGCAACAGCACCUGAUGCAGAUGCAGCCCAUCAUGGCUGCUUACUAUCCCAACAACGUCACCACUGAUCAUAUUCAACAGUACCUAGAUGAGAACAAAUCCUUAAUUCUCAAGAUUGUUGAAAGCCAGAAUUCUGGCAAGCUCACCGAAUGUGCUGAGAACCAAUCAAGGCUGCAGAGAAAUCUCAUGUACCUAGCUGCAAUAGCUGAUUCUCAACCUCAACCACCUACCAUGUCUAGUCAGUAUACUUCCGGUGGAAUGAUGCAGCAAGGAGCACACUACAUGCAAGGUCAACAAGCUCAGCAGAUGACACAACAACAACUAAUGGCUGCACGCUCCUCCCUUUUGUAUGCUCAACAACUUCAACAGCAGCAAGCUUUGCAAAGCCAACUUGGUAUGAGUUCAAGUGGAAGUCAAGGCCUUCACAUGUUGCAUAGUGAAGGAGGUGGCAAUGCAUCUAUAGGUACCAGUGGUUUUCCCGAUUUCAUACGCGGCUCCACGGGGGACGGUAUUCAUGGUACUGGUAAGCAAGACAUUGGUGGCUCGGUUGAAGGACGUGGAGGAAGCUCUAGUGGUCACUCCGGUGAUGGUGGCGAAACCCUUUACCUGAAAUCUUCUGGUGAUGGGAAUUAGUUGUGAAAUUAAUUCCUGGUCUUUUAGUUAGGAGGAUUAGGCAAUGGAUUUUAAGUUUAGUAGGGUAAGGAUGCCAUGUUUGUUUGUUUGUUUGUUUGUUUUGUUUUUAUGUUAAAUUAAAGGGAAAAGAAUCAAAACGUUGCCUAUGUUUCUGUACUAGUACUAGUAACUUUAUGCAUGUUGUUUUUUCUUGUGUAAAGUUUCAGCUAGAAAAUGAGGUUGCUCCAUUUCAGUUUUCAAGGAU